This is a messenger RNA of Vicia faba (fava bean), 1302 nucleotides long. The record is from the annotation of a GenBank genome assembly. NCBI's taxonomy places the organism in Eukaryota, Viridiplantae, Streptophyta, Magnoliopsida, Fabales, Fabaceae.
AUGGGAUCAGUUUGUUGUGUUGCUGCAAAAGAUCAGACUAUUUCCACUAGAAAUGGAGGUGAGAGUUUUCACAGAAAUCCUGCAUGUUCACCAUCAUUGAGUUUUCAAUGGGAUAGAUGGAGCCGUGUUGCUGGUGAAAUUGAUGAUCUUUCGUUUCUCACGUCUCGGAGAGUCAGCAGAAGUGUCAGCAUGGAGUUUAAGGGGUCUUUAAGUUCUGAAAGAGGAAAUUUAUCUGAUGUGGGGAGCACUCUAGAGAACUCGGUAACACCCAUGUCUCAGAAGUCCCCUAUUCACGAGCAAUUGGGUGCGAGUCAGAUGACUCUAUCUUCAGAUCUAUCCAUGUCAAGUAAUUGUUCUACAAUGGUGAAGAAUCUGACAGAAUCACCGGAGAUUGCAGAAUCUUCAGUACCAAAUCUUUCUUUUUCAAUAUCUUCUUCUUUCUCAACACCUAUAAACCGUAAUCUAAAUCAUCACAAUCUUCCUAGCUCAACACCAUCUAGAUGGGCUCAUCGAUCUCCAGGACAUCCGCUGCUGAGACAAAUUUCUGAUAGUAGAAUCCUGGGUCUGAAAUCACCCGACAACUCAAUUUCCGAGGGAAGGCCAUCAUUUGUACUGUCCACUUGCAGCAAUGACAUGGUAACUGGAUCCCAAUGUGGAUCAUCUGAUGGCUGGUCUAUGCGCACCUUUUCUGAACUGGUGGCAUCGUCCCAAAAGGAAAGGUGGUCAUUUGACAGUGAGCAUUUAGGUUCAGGUCGCCACAAGAUAAGUGGAACUAGUAGUAGGUUCUCCUAUUCUCCCUCCAUGGAUUUACAAUCUUGCCGUGCCUGCUCCAAGCUCUUGACCGAGAAAACUCCAUGGAGCAGCCAGAAAUUUAUUUCCAACAACGACCUCUCGGUUGUCGCUGUGCUUGUCUGUGGUCAUGCCUAUCAUGCAGAAUGCUUGGAGACCAUGACAUCAGAAGCAGAUAGUUAUGAUCCCGCUUGUCCAAUUUGCAUGGUAGGAGAAAAGCACGUGUUGAUGUUGUCCAGAAAAAGUCUUAAAGUCGAAUCAGAAACGAAGGGCAAGAGCUACAAGAUAUCCCGAAACCGUGUUGUUGAUAGCUACUUUGAUGGAGGAUUAGAUGUUUUUAAUCGCCAAAAAGAUGUAGUUUCGAAAUUGGAGCCUAGCUCAAGUUCAAGAAGCUCAUUAAGAAAACCCUUCUUGAGGCGGCAUUUUUCACUGGGAUCGAAGUGGAAUCGAUCUCUGUCUGAGAAUGAUUCCGCCAAGAAGAAGGGUUUUUGGGCGAGAUAUCGCAAAGAUUGA